AAGGGCACAGACAAUCCAACUGCAAGCUAGGGUUUUCUGAAGUUCUUUUGCUUCUCUGUCAAUCUCAUCAUGAGCUUCAGCUCUUCUAGGGUGGGCAGUAAUGUUUCCUCUAGAUUAUCUACUGGUGUCUAUGGAGCACCAUCAGGUCUCCAAGGUGGUUAUGGAGGAUUGGGGAUUUCCAAAAGCACAGUUAGAUUGACCUCUUCAGCGUUAGGAAGUAAUUUCUCAUCUGGAUUUGGAGGUGCAACAUCCUUUGGUGGCACUGGAGCUUCUGGCUUCAGCACAGCCUUUACUUCCACCAAUGCAGAUGGCUUGCUGUCUGGGAAUGAAAAAUCUACCAUGCAGAAUUUGAAUGAUCGCUUAUCAAAUUACUUAGACAAGGUCAGAUGUCUUGAAAAAUCCAAUGCUGACCUUGAGAAGAAGAUCCAUGGGUGGAAUGAGAAGCAGGGGUCAGUUACGGUGCGUGAGCAGAAUUACUCACCAUACUAUGCAACAAUUGAUGAGCUACGUCAGAAGAUCCUUGAGGCAUUUAUUGAUAAAAAUCGCAUCCUUCUUGAGUCUGAUAAUGCAAGACUGGCUGCCGAAGACUUUAAACUUAAGUAUGAGAAUGAACAUUCAAUGCGCUUGGGUGUAGAAGCGGAUAUUAAUGGCCUGCGCAAGCUCUUGGAUGAGAUGACUCUCUCUAGAGCUGAUCUGGAAUUACAGAUUGAGAACCUAAAAGAAGAGCUUACCUAUAUGAAGAAAAACCAUGCAGAGGAAAUGAGCGUGAAGGGUCAACAGAUGAUAGGAACUGUAAAUGUGGAAAUGGAUGCACCUCCAGCAAAUGAUCUGCCCAAGAUCCUGGGUGAAAUGAGGGAGCAUUAUGAGUAUUUAGUCGCUAAAAACCAACGGGAAUUAGAAGCUUGGUAUUUGUCACAGAGUGAAUCUUUGCAGAAGGAAGUGGUGUCUGGCACAGAGCAGGUUCAGACCAGUAAGACUGAUAUAACAGAUAUAAGACGUAAUGUGCAGGGACUGGAGGCUGAACUUCAAUCACAAUAUAGUAAGAAAUCUGCACUAGAAGCUGCUCUUGCAGACACAGAGGCACGCUAUUCUACUCAGCUCAGCCAGAUCCAGUACAUCAUUGGUGGCAUUGAGGCUCAGCUGUAUGAUCUUCGAUAUGAAAUGGAACAUCAGAAUCAAGAGCACAAGUCACUUUUAGCCAUUAAAUCUCAUUUGGAAGCAGAGAUUGCAACCUAUCACAAGCUGCUUGAGGGCCAAGAAUUCAGCAUUGGUGACUCUAAAAAGGUGUGCGGUGGUGCUAGUAGCACCACAACCACUACCAAAAUCACCACCAUUGUGAAAGAAGAUGCGUCUUUGGGUCAAAAACAGAACUGAAUUUUUCCUUGGCAUCAUUCAGAUCGACUACAAGCAUGCUGUGGGCUGUGACUAUCGAAUGACUUGAUUCUAAAUAAUACUUAAACGAAUUAACGAAAUAUGCAUGGCAACUCAUAUUUUGAUGUUUUCUAGGUGAAACAAAAAUGUAAAAGUAUCUGCAGAUACUUUCCCUUAAUGUAAUUAAGAAAUAAAAAGCACCAACUUUAGGCAGGUCUUGAAAAAUGCUCUAUGUGCAAUAAAUAUUUCCAAGAAAU
Messenger RNA from Xenopus laevis (African clawed frog), 1628 nucleotides. It is a transcript of the gene krt15.L, whose product is annotated as keratin, type I cytoskeletal 19-like. The transcript has 8 exons. The record is from RefSeq and is a predicted model, not a curated record. NCBI's taxonomy places the organism in Eukaryota, Metazoa, Chordata, Amphibia, Anura, Pipidae. Bases 70 to 1374 code for a protein of 434 amino acids.